AUGGCGAAUGACAAGGUGCCUGAUGCCCCCUCGGGCAACGAGCCCGUUAUACAUGGUAGCACCAUGGGAGCCGCAGCACCUCACAUCGCCUCGGAGAAGGCCGUCGGGGAUGAUUCUGACACGCUCGAAAGAGCGCCGACUCAUCAAUCCGAGGCCUUCAAGGAAGCCCAGAGGCAGAAUGCGCUCGAUGCUCUGGGUAUUCCUGACUGGCAGGCCAAGGAAAAGAAGAUUGUCCGGACUCUGGAUAUGACUCUGCUUCCUCAGCUGUGGAUUCUAUACAUGUUUAACUACUUGAACCGCACAAACAUUGCCCAAGCCCGCCUCGAUGAAGACUUUGAAGCAACGCUUCAGCUGGGAAACACCGACUAUAGCACCGCUGUGGCCUUGCUCACCGUUGGUUACAUGUUGGCCCAGCUGCCCUCCAACAUGCUCAUCACCCGAGUUCGCCCUGCCGUCUACCUGCCACUUUGCGCAAUCCUGUGGUCUGGAGUUUCCGCAGCUACUGCAGGUGUGACUAGUCCAGGUCAGCUGUUCGGUGUUCAGUUCGUGCUGGGAAUCAUUGAAGCUCCCUUAUUUCCUGGUGCUGUGUAUCUCAUGUCGUGCUGGUACACUCGCAGAGAAUUAGCUCUUCGUACCGCGCUUCUCUAUUCCGGCUUGGUUCUCGCGCAGGCUUUCUCGGGCCUGAUUGCUGCCGGCGUCUUCUCCGGUAUGUCGGGUGCUGCAGGCGUUGCAGGCUGGCAGUGGCUCUUCAUCCUUGAAGCAGCACUCAGCGCCUUCUUUGCUCUGACUGCCUUUUUCAUCCUGCCAAACUACCCGCACUCCAAGAAUGGAGGCGCCAUGUGGUCCAUGACUGAAGAGAUGCGGAGAAUCGCUGUGGCCCGUAUCGAGGCCGACCGCGUGGAGGAACCUACAAACUCGACUGUAUGGCAGGGCUUGCGCCUGGCGCUGACAGAUUUGAAGACGUACAUCUUCAUUUUCAUGAACAUCUUCAUGACCUCCUCGUACGGCUUCAACAACUUCUUCCCCACCAUGGUUCGCGGCUUUGGCCUCGGCAGCAGCACAAUGGCUCUCGUCCUCACCGCUCCACCAUACAUUCUCGGCACUAUUGUGUCGUUCUGCGUGGCAUGGUCAUCAGACCGUAAGAAGGAACGUGGUUUCCACAUCAUGGCCAACAACUGCGUCUCCAUCGCCGGUUUCAUCAUCUCGGUGGCGACGCUAAACACGCCUGCUCGCUACGCCGCUGCCUUUCUCUACACAUCUGGUAGUUUCUCGGCGAACGCGUUAGUAUACACUUGGGCUGUGUCAUCGCUCAGUCAGACACCUGAGAAGCGUGCCGCUGGCGGUGCGAUUGUGAACAUCAUGGGCCACCUUGGCAACGUCAUGUCACCUUACUUCUUCCCCGACAGCGACGCGCCGCGCUACACGAUGGCCAUGAUUCUCCAGAUCGUGUUCGCGGGGUUGACGUUUACCAUGGCAUUCACGUCCAAGACGUACUUGAGGAGGCAGAACAAGAAGCUCAGAGUUGUGGCGGAUGAUACCGGUGCUGUGUACAAUCCGUUUACUACAUAA
Messenger RNA from Colletotrichum truncatum, 1569 nucleotides. RefSeq names its product major facilitator superfamily transporter. Gene Ontology annotation, cellular component: membrane. Gene Ontology annotation, biological process: transmembrane transport. The record is from RefSeq and is a predicted model, not a curated record. Gene Ontology annotation, molecular function: transmembrane transporter activity. Lineage: Eukaryota; Fungi; Ascomycota; Sordariomycetes; Glomerellales; Glomerellaceae.